Molecule: messenger RNA, 2072 nt
Organism: Neodiprion fabricii
Lineage: Eukaryota; Metazoa; Arthropoda; Insecta; Hymenoptera; Diprionidae
Gene: Pisd
Product: phosphatidylserine decarboxylase proenzyme, mitochondrial
Exons: 5
Coding region: 562-1791 (409 amino acids)
Biological process (GO): phosphatidylethanolamine biosynthetic process
Cellular component (GO): mitochondrion
Molecular function (GO): phosphatidylserine decarboxylase activity
Source: RefSeq, a predicted model, not a curated record
CGUGUUCGUGAUUCGCGGAUCCUCUCCGCUCAAUUCAUUCAUUUUCAUUGUGCCACUUGCUGACGGAAAACUUCGGUUAGACAUGCGAGUCAGAAUUUUUUGAAUAGAGAAAAUCGAACACGUGUAAUAAUUUUGGCGUAUUUUCUUUCAAUCACAGACUCGACAAACGACGAGUAUUAUAUCCAUUAUUAUUUCACCGUAAACCCGAGACAAGAAACUCAAUUCAAUAGUCAUAUACUUGUGCGAUAUGUAGUGUAUUCAUCACUUAGAUUAUUAGUUGCUGCUUUCGUUGCUCCCGCGCGAGCGGCCAACGAGCUGAAAGCUUUGUGGAUUUUAUUACCUAUUGCAUAUUGGUAUCCCCCUUAUCAUGGUCAAUCGCUAUAAGUUUUUUAGCUCGUUCAUUUGAUUUGAUAGCCCCGUGGUCAACAGUUGAUGCUUCCUAGACUCUCAGAUUUUUCUCUGCGGUAUAAGCUGCGGUAUAACUUUUGGUCAAACAUAACCUCUGACUCGCCGCAUUAACCGCGAAAUCCAAUUACAAAAAUCCAUUUAUCUAUGUGAGGGAUGUCAGUUUUUAGGAUUCUGAGAUCACUGCGAUACGCGAGUAUUCAUCGCGAUGCUCCGGCAUACCGUGGUCGUUUUCAAACGGAGAUGUGUUUAGCAAAGUUUCGUCGGAAAGAAAUUCGGAAUUAUGCGUCUAAUCCUAGUCCAACAAGUAGCCAGGUAAGCAUGUGGCAUUCGUUUGUCAAACGGCGGAAAUGGAUUAUCCCAGUUGGAGUUGGAAUAUCGUUGCUAGCAGUUCUGCAAUGGAAACUAUUUUCAAGGCAUUCUCAUGCUGAAAAAGAUCGCGGCACGCCUGGACCAAUUAAUGGAAUUGUGGUAAAAUGUUAUUGUUGCCUACCAUUGAGGAUAACAAGUAGAUUGUGGGGCUGGCUUGCUAGCAUAGAGGUACCACUAAUUUUCAGGCCAACUUUCUACGGCUUGUAUGCAAAGGCAUUCCGUGCUAAUCUUGAAGAAAUCGAUUUGGAUCUUACCACGUUUCCUAAUUUAGUCGAAUUUUUCGUCAGACCUCUUAAAGAUGGUGUACGGCCUAUCGCUCAAAAUGUUGAUAUAGUAUCACCCGCGGACGGCAAGGUACUGCACUACGGACCUGUGACUUCUUGCCGAGUGGAACAAGUCAAGGGAGUGACUUAUAGCCUUGAUCAUUUUCUUGGAGAUCCAGACUGGCCGCGAACCAACCCUAGCCUAGAAAAUAUUGAAGAUAAGGACUGCAAGUAUCUCAGAUCGCUACUGAAAAAUCCCGAGAAUCAUCUGUACCAGUUGAUUAUAUACCUGGCGCCUGGAGAUUACCAUCGAUUUCACAGUCCAACUGAUUGGCAGAUACGAUUUCGCAGACAUUUCCAAGGCAAAUUAUUGAGUGUCAAUCCACUGAUUGCUGGUUGGCUGCCAGACCUUUUUACCCUAAAUGAACGUGUUGUAUAUAUCGGCGAAUGGGCUGGUGGCUUUAUGUCCUAUGCAGCAGUUGGAGCUACUAAUGUUGGCUCCAUAAAAGUUUACUGUGAUCUAGCUUUAGCUACAAAUGCAAAAAAAUGGCCAAAAGAAAAACGAUAUGACGAUGCCAGUCUGGGCUGCACCAACAUCUCUAAGGGUCAGAUGUUCGGUGAAUUCAGAAUGGGAUCCACGAUAGUAUUAUUAUUCGAAGCGCCGCCAGAUUUUCAUUUUUCGUUACAGUGUGGACAGACCAUAAAAGUAGGUCAGCCAUUAAGGAGAAUUAAUCGAACGCCUGACAAAUGACUGCCUUCUUCUAUGUAACGAAAUGAAAUAUUACAUAAUUAUGCACGUAGGACAAUCCAAUACAUAAAAUUCAGGUCAAGUUCAGUAUUGAUUUUUGUCCGUGUUUGCAAUGCUAUGCAGUUGAAACUUUUAAAGAAUUUUUAUCAUGAUCUAUGUAAUUACUAAUUACUUUUCACACUGUACUGUAAUAUUUCAGUAUAACUGUAUAUAUGAUAAUAUGAUAAUGAUAAUUCGUACAUUUCUCAUGUAAAAAUAAAAAAAUAACAAUUUUUAAAGAUAAA